Iphiclides podalirius (scarce swallowtail) is the source of this 276-nucleotide messenger RNA. Lineage: Eukaryota; Metazoa; Arthropoda; Insecta; Lepidoptera; Papilionidae. The record is from the annotation of a GenBank genome assembly.
AUGAAUACUUUUUCCGACGAAGACUGUGAAACACUGAUUGAAUUGAUCAGACAGCACCCUCCGAUAUACGAUGCACAACUAGACUCCUACAGAGACGAAAAUUUGAAGGAUAAUAUUUGGGAGAGCAUAGCUGAAAUCAUAAAUAAAACAGAUUCGGAAUGCCGUAAAAAAUGGAAACUAAUCAGGGACUCCUACAACAGAUAUAAGUGCAAACAAAAAACUUCCACGAGAUUUGCAGCACCAGCUAAAAUUCAAAGUGGCAAUUUUAUGAACGUU